AUGGAUGUGUCUGCUGAUCAUAGUGUCUCUGCUGUUGCGACUACCAGCCAGGACUCUUUGUCCACGGUUUCGGAAAACGUGCCUGCUGUUGUUCAACCGGUUGUGGGUGCUGUUGUGUCGGAGACAGUCUCUGACUCCGUGCCGCAGUCGGUAACCGAUGUUGUUUCGCGCCCUAAUUCGGACUCUGUUGCCCCCACUGUGUCGCAGGCGGAGCCCUCUCCUUCUGUGCCUGCACCCGUCGUUGCACCCUCUGACGUUUCUGAGCCUCUUCCUGUUGCGGAAUCGAGCGAUGUUUUUGUGGAACCACAACCGCAGCGGGAUGAAGCUCGUUCUCGCAGUUCCAGUAGGCAACGCUUCCGCAGUGCCAGUAGCUCCCCUUCCUACGACAGAGGUUUCGCGCGAGGUGACCGUAGUCCGUCCCCAGUAGGGCGCCCCCCCGCCUCUUCUUGGGCGUCGCAACGCCGCGCCGGGCGGCGCGACCUCGACGUGGAGCUACGGCCGCCCCCGGCUGCCGGCUCCGGGCGUCAGCCGCCGCGCAAACAACAACAACAGCAGCAGCGUGCCUCCUCUCGCCACGCACAGUCAGCUGAUCUGAGUGUUGCAGCGCAGCAACGUGACGUUGCUGUUCGCCAUCUACGGACUGUGUUAAGUCAACCCGCCUCUGUAGAUGUGCCUGUUUUAGCGCCAGACACGGUUUCGGCUGUGACUGCGGCAUCUCUGUCGACUAAACGGAAGGCAGAGGAUGUACACCGUCGUCGCGCUGGUCCUUCUAUUCACGACCGCGUGUCGGUGCCUUCUUCCGACGUGGAGAUGUCCGUUAAGGAUUCUGUGUCGGUCGCUUCUGGCGUGACGGCUACUGCCACCCUGCCGCCCCUCUCCCCCUUCGAGCCUUCGGAGUGGGCGAAGGAUGUUGUGGAGGGUGGGGAGACGUAG
Schistocerca cancellata (South American locust) is the source of this 933-nucleotide messenger RNA. RefSeq lists its product as uncharacterized. The coding region runs from base 1 to 933 and encodes 310 amino acids. The transcript has a single exon. The record is from RefSeq and is a predicted model, not a curated record. Lineage: Eukaryota; Metazoa; Arthropoda; Insecta; Orthoptera; Acrididae.